UGUCAAAAUUGUUUCGCUGUUUGUUUUUAUUGAAAUAAAAUAUCAUAUUUUUAAUAUUAUAAUUUAUAUAAGAUGAAUAUUUAAUAAAGAUUACUAUUACUACUAAAUCUCUAUGAAAUUGUCUAGAUUUAGCCCAUAAUUUUGUGAUUAAUCAAUAAUUAAAUGAUUUCAAAGAAAACUUCUGUAGAAAAUAAAUAAUCGUUCGAAAUGGAUGUUUGCGAAGCUGCUGACGCGUCGUACUGCAUUUUGGAAGAAGCUUCUCAAGAUAACUUAGAAAUCUGUGAAAGCACUAGUGAUGUGAAUACUCGAAAUAUAGAAGGUAAACUAAGUGAUGGUGUAGAAAAACCUUGUGCAGUAUGGACAUUGAAUGCCACCACAACUCUCUUAAAAUUAUAUGAAAGUAAAUUAGAAAUGUUAGAAACACCAAAGAAGAAAACCAGGAUCUGGAUUGCUAUAUCUCAAAGUUUAAGUGAAUAUGGAAUUGAGAUGACACCAGAUCAAGUAAGAUGGAAAAUAAAUGCCCUUACCAAGAAGUAUAAACAGUGUGUAGAUAGCGGACACCAUGACAAAUUCAAAUAUUUUAAAAUCAUGAAUGACAUUUAUUCACAGUACCAUGUUGACUGUGAUUCCUACGCAUUAACUGAACUUUUACAUAAAAAGAAAGAUAAUAGAAUAAACGGAAGCGAUCAAAAUUCAAAAAUGAAUCAAGAAAGCAAGGCUGUUAUUGAGAUGAGAAAAAUAAGACUGGCCAACAGAAUAGAGAGUGAUAGAUUCCAAGGAAAAAUUCAAUUGGAAAAACAAUGGCUAGAAUACUUGCAGAGACAAGAAGAACAAAAGCAAUGGCGAGAUGAAAUCUAUGACAGAAAUUUGAAACUGCGAGAAGAAGAAUUAGAGCUAAGACGAAGAGAGUUAGAAAUAAAAGAAACACUAGAAUUGAAAAAGAUAGAAUUAAAAGAAAAAGAAUACAGAGAAACACUACAGAUUGAAAGAGAAAAAUGUGAAUUGUUAAAGGAAAUAUUUAGUAAAAGAUAUUAGGAAUAAACUAUUUUACUAUAUUUGUAUUAUAACUUUCGUGUUACAUACUAAAUAAAU
Spodoptera litura is the source of this 1092-nucleotide messenger RNA. RefSeq lists its product as uncharacterized. The record is from RefSeq and is a predicted model, not a curated record. Lineage: Eukaryota; Metazoa; Arthropoda; Insecta; Lepidoptera; Noctuidae.